Molecule: messenger RNA, 2445 nt
Organism: Cervus elaphus (red deer)
Lineage: Eukaryota; Metazoa; Chordata; Mammalia; Artiodactyla; Cervidae
Gene: ZBED2
Product: zinc finger BED-type containing 2
Exons: 2
Coding region: 1065-1718 (217 amino acids)
Molecular function (GO): DNA binding
Source: RefSeq, a predicted model, not a curated record
UUGAUUUAUUGUUUUACUUCACAACAUUUGCCAGGGACAACUUUUUUUGGUGGUGGAAGGAGGAGGAGAAAAGGCCUGCAUUUAUUGCAGAAAAACCCUACAGGUAGGGUCACACCCAUGUAGAAACAAGGCUUCCCUGGAAGUGGGAGGGAACAGGAAGUGGAGGUGCUGUCCUCCCCGCGGCAGCAGGCAGCUAACAACCUUCCCAUGGGGUAGGAGCACUCCCUGCAUCGGAGCCCUCGGAGCCCAGUCCCAAGCCUCGCUUGCCGGUGAUGGUGCCGGGGAAGGUGGAGCGUGGCGAGCUGCUUGCUGAGGUCACCCCGCCACAACCAGGCUGUGGAGAUGCGCUCCCCAGCCCUGUCCUCCAGGUUUGCCAGCUCCUCCUGCUGAAAACAGCUAAGCCUGCUGUUCGGAGUUCUCAGAAUCCCAGCCCCCGAGGAACUGACUUUACACUGGGAACUGCAUUUCCCAGACCCUGGCAGGCUUUGUAGCUUCUGGACUUGCUUCUGCAUCUGCUCAGAGGGACGGCGAGUCUCUCCUAGUUAGCAUCAGCCUCUGUCCGCUUCUACCUACGCUGAGGGAGACCCCGUGAGGCCCUCGCCCUGGCAUCCUGGACCCUGGGGCUGCUCCUCCCGCCUCCGAAGUGCAUCAGACAGGUCUCCCGGAGGACCGCAGCAGUGGGAGCAGCCAGGAGGAGUCAAGAGAACACCUGAACUUCUGUGUUCGAAAGCGCCUGUGGUGCUGGUUGAGGUGCCGAACACUGAGCUCCCCAGAAGCCUUGCAAUAAUAAUCGCUCCACUGAGCUGCCCCGCCUCCUGGCCCAGCCCAGGAGGGAUCAGCAGGCAUCCGGGUCAUGGAGCGGAGGCACAGGAGAGCCUCCAAGGCCACUGUGCUUGGCUCUGGCUCACCCUGACUCCAGUGGAGCAGAAAGGAGGGAAGUCACACCACCGGGCGUGGCCGCCUGUGGCCGCUUCUGCAAACCCCGAGAGUCACCCAGGCCCUUCCCGAGCGCAGUUCAGCUCUAGAGACUUCUGGCUCACGGAACGCUGUAGAGAGGGGACAGGAUGAGGCGGGAAGAGGAGGACGAGGACGGAAACAGGAUGAAGGCCAAAGGGCACUUGGAGGAGAAGGAGGAGGCGGAGAUCAGUGAGACUGGAGGGCCGGCCGGCCCCUUCGCCAGUGCCACGCCCGGCCCGCUGCCCCCCCACAAGGGCACUCGGUUUUCCGAGGCCUGGGAGUACUUCCACCUGGCCCCUGCCCGCGCCGGGCACCACCCCAACCAGUAUGCCACCUGCCGCCUGUGUGGCAGGCAGGUGAGCCGGGGCCCGGGGGUUAACGUGGGCACCACGGCCCUCUGGAAGCAUCUGAAGAGCAUGCACAAGGACGAGCUGGAGAAGAGUGGCCACGGCCAGGCUGGGCAGCGUCCGGACCCCCGGCCUCCGGGGCCGCAGCUCCCCGCGGGUAUUGAGGGCGACUGGGCCCGGCUCCUGGAGCAGGUGGGGGCCCUGGCCUUGUGGGCCAGCCAGAGGGAAAAGGAGCUUCUGAGGAGGGAGCGCGCGGUGGAAUGGCGGGAGCGCGCGGUGGAGAGGCGGGAGCGCGCCCUGGAGGAGGUGGAAAGGGCCAUCCUGGAGAUGAGGCGCAAGGUGCGGGCCGAGAAGGAGGCCUGCCAGAGGGAGAAAGACCAGGCCGGGGCCGCUCACCCCUUCCAUUUUGUUUAAACGGGGCUUGGGGGAAGUUUAUUCUGAAAACACUGACUUUAGACCCACAGCAAAAAAAGUCCUUUUAGUUCCAGCUUAAAUAUACAGCAAAGUAGCUUGGUAGGAUUUUAAGAGAAAGAAUAGUAUGGGUUAAUCUCAGCAGGUCUGAAUUGGCCAAAUGCUUAUCUAAGGUUCCUUAGAAUAGCACUCACCAAAACUUUAAACUAUAUUAACCAUGGGUCUGUGAGUUAUUUGGGGGCAGAAUGCACCAGCCUGUCAGCCUCAGUGAGUGAAAAUAAUGGGAUUUAUGCCUAGUACUUGGUUUUGGUGGAGCUGAAGGUUUUGAUGGUUGAGACUGGAUGGGUGGCUGGAAUAUGCCUAUAUGGCCAGCUCAUUCUGGAGACCCCAUGAUGAGCAGAGCUCAAGCUUCCUGGGACAGAAGUGUUUGCACACAUUCUGGUGUUGAUUUAAGAACUGGAUGUAAAGCUGGUUCUGUGGGACCCAGCAGUGGAAGAAGAAAGAAACAUGGGCCUGAGAUCUCCAGACUCUUUCAAUGUGUCUCUUUCUCCCAUUAUUGCAGUCUUAUAUUAAAGCUGUUUUAUCAGAAUAAUCCAUCUUAAUCCUGUAAGUCUUUCCAGCAAUCUAACAGAUAAGUAAUUAAUGGAUAAUUAGCACAGAGAAUUAAAGACUUUCCAACUCACUUGAAUUAAACAUUAAGAAUAGAGCAUAUAAAAAUUUGUUCAUAAAU